This is a messenger RNA of Saprolegnia parasitica CBS 223.65, 2670 nucleotides long. RefSeq lists its product as hypothetical. Lineage: Eukaryota; Oomycota; Saprolegniomycetes; Saprolegniales; Saprolegniaceae. Bases 1 to 2670 code for a protein of 889 amino acids. Gene Ontology annotation, molecular function: protein binding. The record is from RefSeq and is a predicted model, not a curated record. The transcript is spliced from 14 exons.
AUGCACCAUCCUGCAGCGGAAGACGAGCAAGAGCGCUUGCCAUGUGCCAAGGUGGUAGCCGCCGACGAGGCAGCGUCGCUGUUCCAUGCCGCCGCGCGACGCGGCCAGCUGGAGCUCCUCAGGUCGCUGCGCUCGAGCGUGGCCGCUCUCGACAUGCUCAAUGAUGAUGACAACACGGCGCUGCUCCUCGCCGCGUCCCGAGGCCAAUCGGCUGUCGUCGAGUACCUCGCAAUGGAAGGCGCGAGCGUAGAGACAACGACGCGAGAUCACUGCACGGCGCUGCUGGUCGCGGUGCGAAAAGGCCACGUUGGCACCGCCCGCCUUCUCUUGCAGCUCGGCGCCGAUACCGAAGCUCGCAACAAGGCGGGCGAAACGGCACUGGCGGUCGCGGCCAAGUAUCAGCACGCGGCGCUCGUCGAGCCCCUCGUACAACACGGCGCCGACGUCAACGCCGUGCCUAUCAAGCAUCUCUGCGCGAUCGUGCGACGCGCUUCGGACGCCGCGCGGAUCAUCGCUGCCUUUCUCAACCCAAAUUGGUCGCUUCAGCUCAAGGAGAGCGUACUUGCAUGUGCUUUUUUGUUCGACAAGCCGGCCGUCGCCUCGGUUUUGAUUCCUGUGACACCGCUCGACCGCGUCCACAAGGUCGGUUGCUGCGAGACGCGCCGUGCUAAAAUGCUGCCAUUCGAUGGCGACGACGAGCGGCAGGCGUGCCUCUUGCUCUUGCUGCAGCACGGCUUCAACCCCGAGCUGCGUGAUCGGGAAGGCAGCACGGCGCUGUCGCUUGCGAUUGCAGCGCAAAAUGUGUGGGCUGUCAACGUGCUGGCAGCGUACACGGACUUGACGUCGAUCGAUGGACUCGGCCUGACGUACUUGGGCCGCGCAGCGAGCCGCCCAGCCAUGCUCGCGCUUUUGCUGAACGCUGGCGCCGACCCCAACGCCCGCGAUCCCAUGGGCCGCACGCCGCUGUACCAUGCGAUUCAAAAAGGCAACCUGCGCAGCGUCGAGCUGCUGCUGCCACUGACAACAGGCGCCAAGGACCACCGAUUUACCUGCCGCCGGUCGUAUUUCGAGCUGGCGCUCGCAAGCGAACAUGUCGUCGUGACGCGGUAUCUGUACGUCCAUCUCUUCUCCGACGGACCGCCGCCAUUGACGCACGCGCUCUUCUUUCAGCCGUUCGCGAUGCUCAGCGUGCCACGUCAGCGCUUCUUUUUCUCGCGCGUCGGCUGGUUUCGCCAUGCGACGUCGCCGCUGGCGCCUAUGGAAACCGCGUACAUUGAUGCGCUCUGUGCGAUCCUCAGCGACCCGACGUGGCCAUCUCGCCGCACGCUUUUGUGUCCAGAAGCAUUAUUGCCAACCGACGCGCAGUCGCUUCUCCAGGCCGAGCUUGGCGGCCUGUCGCCGGCACUCUUUCUGCACCCUGCCCACGGCGUCGCAGUCUCGGAUGCGCACCUCGGGUCAUGGGACGCACGUCGUUGGCGGGCGCUUCUGGCGCCACUCGCCACGUCGCGCGCCAUCUCUGGCCACGUCCAGGACCUUGUGAGUCCGAGUGUCGGCUGCGGCGUGGUUGGGCUCACGCAAUGGCGCGCGUCGCCGCACGGGCUGCGCUUGAACGGCGGCAACCUGCUCUCGUGGUCGUCAGUCGUGCCAUCCGAGUGGCAGCGCCAUGUCUCGGAACACUUUCAGUGGCUGCCGACCCCGGUGCACGUCGAUGCAACGACGGACAGGGCGAGGUUUACAUCGUACAUCAACGACCUUGACCCGGGGCACACGCAACUCUACGAUGCGCUGGCCGCGACGCUGACGCAGCUGUUGCCGCUCUUUGCCGUCAGCGUGCACACGAUGCUGCACGACGUCCCCCGCCUGCAACGCACGCGCCAUCUACCCACGUGCGAGCUGGUGCGCCGCCUGUAUCGCGCCCGCACCACCGAGAAGCCCACCUCGUCCAAGGUGCGCCGGUGGCAGCGCCAGCAAGCAGCUGCGGGCGUCGACUUUGAAGCGGUCGCCGCGAGGCCGCAGUUUGUCGACAAAUUGCCGUCUUCGCCAUUUGCAUCGAUGCCGCUACCCCCCGACCUCCUCGUGCACGUCCAGAUCACGACGCUGCAUGCGACGCCGACCUUUCCAGGCCAGAAGUGGACCAAGGGCUCGGGUGUGGUGAACGAGUUUGUGGUUGCGGUCGGCGUUGUCUGCUGCGAAAGCGACAACGUAGCUGACGUGGCCAUCGAGUUUGCCCACGAGCUUGCGCCGCCCCGGUCGACGACCAAGGGUGCUGCAUCACUGGCCAGCCCACAGCUUCAGAGAACGGGCUACAUGGGAAUGACGCCGGGUCGCCUCGUCUCGAUCCCGACCUCGGGGGUGUACCGCAUCGCGCCAUUCUCUGCAGCCGACGAGCGCGCGCCCGGACACGUGACGCUCGUCACCUACUACCUCGUGCACCCGGACGCGAGUCUGCUCUCGACAGCACACGUGUUUCCCCAGCACAAGGCGUGGUUGCGCCGUCAUCUUGUUGGCACGCGACUCGACGACCUCCCCGAUGGCGUUCUUGACGAAGUCCUGGACUUUGUCGGCUGCGGCUUCUUGUGCGACUCGGAGCGGUCGGCGAUCGCAGCCGCCGACAAGCAAGUGCGUGCACAGAGCCUCGCCGCCUACCAGUUGCCGACGGCGAUGCUCUAA